AUGUGGUUCAAGAUCCAUCGUCGCAAGAACGGCGGUACCGUAUCUUUGCGACCGCCCGCCACUGGAAUUACCACUCCACGAAAAGUAACUGCGAAAUCGUCCAAAAAGUCGGCUAAACGUUUUCAUUGGCCAAAUCUGCGCCGGUCUGUGCCUAUUCAACGUCGAAAAGUGUCGUCUUCGACUAUUGGAGUCCCUCCGAGGCCACGGACUGCUCUUCCACCUCCACCAAUUUCUAGUAUCGGUCCAAUUCAAAGAAGAAUUCGUUGUGGAACCACAGUAAUUCCGAUCAUGAGAGCCUCAGUUCUUCAUCUUCCUCCAUUGCCUUCAUCUCCCGCUGUGGCCCCUAAGCGUCGACCGUCGACAGCCUGUCCACCUCUGGAGGAGCGUCUCAUAAAGAUCCGUCGACUUAAUCGUCUUAGUCGUCCUCACCAUUGCAUGGAACAUUUCAACCCAGUCUACGAUGACGUCUACAGCUACGUAACGUCUGAAGAUGAGGCUAUCUAUGAAGAAAUUUUACCACCUCGUAAACGAGCUCAUGUAAUUCCCUUGGAGAAUCUUGACUUAAUGCAAGUCUCGGCUAUGGUAAUGGGGGACGCUCCUUUGAAACGAAAGAAAUCGGAAUCUUCCGCAGCUGGCUCAGCCCAAGGGGUUUAUGCUCUCCAUGGAGGGGAUUGGACUUCUGUUGCGUCUGGAAUUUAUGACGAUGUUGCUUCUUCGGGCAGCGAAAGUGAUGAAGAAUUUGAUCUAGGCAUGUUCAGGAAUGCAGAAAUCUACAGAUGGUCAGCAGUGAAUAGCUCAAAUGGCACAGAAAACAUUCCUUGGACUCCUACAAUUCUUGGACGAUCAGUUGAAUGUGGGGACGACCAAUGGUUUCAUCAGAAUCCAUACUUCUUACAUUAG
This is a messenger RNA of Rodentolepis nana, 900 nucleotides long. NCBI's taxonomy places the organism in Eukaryota, Metazoa, Platyhelminthes, Cestoda, Cyclophyllidea, Hymenolepididae. The record is from the annotation of a GenBank genome assembly.